Molecule: messenger RNA, 567 nt
Organism: Musca vetustissima
Lineage: Eukaryota; Metazoa; Arthropoda; Insecta; Diptera; Muscidae
Gene: Dhfr
Product: dihydrofolate reductase
Exons: 2
Biological process (GO): tetrahydrofolate biosynthetic process; dihydrofolate metabolic process; glycine biosynthetic process
Cellular component (GO): mitochondrion
Molecular function (GO): NADP binding; dihydrofolate reductase activity
Source: RefSeq, a predicted model, not a curated record
AUUGGCUUCACCAUGCUCAAAUUCAGUUUAAUCGUUGCCGUUUGUGAAAAUUUUGGUAUUGGUCUUAAGGGAGAUCUGCCAUGGCGCCUAAAGUCCGAAUUGAAAUACUUCAGCAACACCACAAAACGUGUUCGCGAUCCAAGUAAACGAAAUGUUGUGAUUAUGGGUAGAAGAACCUAUUUUGGUGUUCCAGAAUCGAAACGUCCAUUAGCAGAACGUUUAAAUAUUGUUUUGAGUACAACUUUGAAGCCAGCAGAUUUACCAUCAAGUGUGCUGCUCUAUCCCAACUUGGAAGCUGCAAUGAAAUUCCUCGAAACAGAUGAUGAAAUGAAGAAACAAAUUGAAACCGUUUGGAUUGUUGGCGGCAGUGGUGUCUAUGCCGAGGCUAUGGCUUCAGAACGUUGCCAUCGCUUAUAUCUGACAAAGAUACAUGCCACUUUUGAAUGUGAUACAUUUUUCCCAAGCAUUCCAGAUGACUUCAAAGAAGUCGACGUAGACGAAGAAACACCCAAGGGCAUACAAGAAGAAAAUAACAUCAAAUAUGAAUAUAAAAUAUUGGAAAAACAA